AACUCUGUGUUGCUAGCGGAGGCCCGGUCAGCCCGUACGUACCGUGACGAGCUGGAUGCCCUGAGAGAGAGGGCCAUCAGGGCUGACAAGCUGGAGAGCGAGGUGGGACGAUACCGCGAGAAACUACACAACAUGGAGUUCUACAAGGCCAAAGUGGAGGAGCUGAAGGAGGAUAACUCUGUGUUGCUGGAGACCAAGGCUGUACUGCAGCAGCAGCUGGAGGGGUGGAGGGCCCGCUCUGAUAAACUACACCAGCUAGAGAAACACAGUUGCUGCUCAACGCCAGGGUCCAGUCAUGGAACAGGAGAAGGAGGUGGACAGGAGGCGCAUGGAGGAGCUGCAGGAGGAGAACCUGGCCCUGGAGCUGGCCCAGAGGAGGAGGCAUGGAGGAGUCACAGCACCUGGGAUGGGAGCUGGAGCAGCUCUCCAGGAGCCCCGACAACUCACAAGGGUCAGAAGUCUCUGGGUGAGGAGGUGGUUGAUGGGACCAGGAGUCAUCUGCUGAGGCUGGAGAGAGAGAACCAAAGCCUGCUCAGGACCAUAGAGGAUCUGAGAGCUGCUGACCUCAGCCUGGGACCGCAGCACAACCAUAACCAUGAGCACACGCGGAGGGACAGCCAGCGACCCACAAACACGGCUGAGGUGGUUAGAGAGUACCUUGGCAGUUUAGACAACACCUCCUGGGAGCAGUCUGAAUUGGUCAUCAAAGAGAUUCGUUUCGGCUCUGUUGCGUUAGAUACAGAGGGCAUUGAAUGGGGCCGGAAGCUCCAGCGACUGGAGGCCGAGGUCCACGAGCUGGAGGCUGAGAACCAGAUCCUGCAGGCUGGUGGAGAGCUGAGGAUUCUCUCGCGGCGCAUGGAGCAGCUGGAGCAGGAGAAGCAGACCCUGGAGCAGGAGGCUUCAGGCCUGGAAGAUAAGAGGAGGCUGGAGAAGGAGAACCGCAGGCUGAGGCAACCAGAGAUCCAGGACUCUACCCUGGACGGGAGCAACCUGAGGGUGGCUAGUCUGGAGAGAGAGAACAGGUAUGAUGCUAAUGGUCACCAUGAUAUGAUCGGUGUGCUAGCAACGUCAGGGUUGUGGGUUUGGGGAUGGGAAGGAGGUGGAGAGGCUGAAGGAGGUGAGGAGAGGGUCAAGGGGCUGGAGAGGGAUAACAGAGAGCUGGCCAAGCAGGAGCGAUCAGCAGAGGCCCUGGAGUUGGUGAGUGACAAGCUGAAGACCCAGCAGAGGGAGAAUGAGCUGGAGAGGCUGGCCCACGAGCUGGAGAUGAGAGUCCUCAACCAGGACGCAUCACCACAGAGUGACGAGGAAACUCCAGACAACAGGUUCAAGAUGUUGGAGUCUGAGCUGGAGUCGUCUCUGAAGAGGUCCCUGCAGAUCAAAGAAGACAAGAUGGCUGCCGUUGARGCUCGUCUGCAGGAGUCCUCCACCCUCAACCAGCAGCUACGUCAAGAGCUCAAGACUGUGCGUCUGAACUACGAAGCCCUGUUGCAGAGGGAGGAGGAGGAGCAUGCGGCCCGUAGCCCCACCCCUCAGAGGGAGAGUGACAGGGCGGUAAGCGGRUGGCAGUGGGAGAGCCAGGAGGCYACCAGGGAGCUGCUGAGGGUCAAGGACCGCCUCAUCGAGGUGGAGAGGAACAAUGCCACACUGCAGGCAGAGCGUCAGGCACUGCAGGCCCAGCUCAGACAGCUGGAGACCCAGUCAGACGGCCUGCAGGCUCAGAUCCUGGCCCUGCAGAGACAGACCGCCUCCCUGCAGGAGAACAACACGGCUCUCCAGACACACAACGCUAACCUGCAGGUGGAGAAGUCCACUCUGAACUCCCAGAGUGCAUCACUCCUGGCCCAGAAUGCUCAGCUCCAAUGCCAACAAUCCAGCACUGAGGGUGAUAAGGAGGUGGCCAUGCGUGAGCGCGAGGAGCUGCGCGGCGUGUACGACCAGCUCCUGAGGGACCACGAGAGGCUGGCGGCGCUGCACGAGAGACAAGCCAUGGACUACGAGGCCCUGAUGGGAAAACACGGCUGUCUGAAGAACGUCCACCGCACUCUGGAGCUGGAGCAUAGAACGCUGGAGGACAGGUACAAAACRCUGCUGCAGCAGAAGGCCAAACUAGAGGGUCUGGAGAAGGCUCUGAGAGAGGAGCAGGACAAGAUGUCUGUGGAGAAGGAGCAGCACAGGACCACCGCCUCAGAGUGUCGACAGCUCCGGGAUGAGAAGGACUGGCUGAACCAGACGUACCGUCAGCUGUUGAAGGAUCAGGAGGAGCUCCAGGCGGACCAUAAGAACAUGAAGACCCUGCUGAACAGCACCAAGCUGGAGCAGACCAAGCUAGAGUCCGACUUCAACAAGCUCAGAGAGCAGUACCAACAGCUAGACAUCACCAACACCAAGCUCACCAACCAGUGUGAGGUAUGA
Molecule: messenger RNA, 2412 nt
Organism: Salvelinus sp. IW2-2015
Lineage: Eukaryota; Metazoa; Chordata; Actinopteri; Salmoniformes; Salmonidae
Source: RefSeq, a predicted model, not a curated record